Messenger RNA from Ichthyophthirius multifiliis, 1738 nucleotides. RefSeq lists its product as hypothetical. The transcript is spliced from 4 exons. Lineage: Eukaryota; Ciliophora; Oligohymenophorea; Hymenostomatida. The record is from RefSeq and is a predicted model, not a curated record.
AUGGAUAUUAAUAAAAAGCAAUCAAUUAAAAAGUUUUCAUAAAUAUCAUAUUAAAGUUAAAUAAACUGUAAAUAUUUAAUAUAUAUUUUAAAAAAAAACUAAAAAAAUAAAAAAGAAACUACUGAUAAAAGCAAAAUUGGAUAGAAAUAAUUAAUAAAUAGUAUUUAAUAAACACCAAAUAACAAUAAUACAAGUACAUAAAAUUCAGUUUAAAAGGAAUCAAUUUAAAAAUCAAAAUAAAGUAAAUAUAUAUAAAUAUAUAUAUUAAAUAAAAAUAAAAUAAAAGGUGUUUCUAGAAAUUUAAAUACAGGAUAUAAUAAAUUAAAUUAUUCUCCAAGUAAAAAUACACCUAAAGAUUUUAAUUAAUUAUCUGCUUCUUCGAAACAAAAAAGCUCUAGAUAAUUUCUAAAUAAAAGACUGUAAAAAAAGCAGGAUAAUAAUUCUGAAAUAACUGACAGCAGCUAAAGCAUGAAUAACUUUAAUUAAGAGGAUUUAACAACACAAAGUAUAAAUAUAGAAUUGUAAGAUAAACUCAUACAAACGAUAAAUAGACUAGAUAUAGAAUUAAAACAAAUAAAAAAUUAACCAUUAAAGAAUGAUUCUAAAGAACUUGAAUAAUAUCAUCGUUUAACAUAGUAAUAUUUAAAAUAAAUUUAAUAUUUAUAAGCUAGUAAGAAUAAUUUGGUUAAUUAAUACAAUCUCGAAGUAAUAUUUUUAUAACAAUAAAUUACUGAAAUGCAAACUCGACUCUAAAAAUAACGAGAAAACAUAUAUUUUUUAGAAUAAGAGAACUCAAAUUUAUUUCAAUAAAUUUAAGAAGGUCAUUUUUUAGUCAAAGAUGAAUAAAAUUAGUCCUAUUUGGAUACAAAGUUAGAUUAUUUUAACCAAUAACUGAAACUUUUACAAGAGCAAAUAAAAUUAUUGACAGUUGAGAAUAAAGAAUUGCAAUUAACAAAUGAAAAUUACAAAUAAAUAGUUGAAGAAAUGCAAAUAUAAAGUCGAAAUUUACUUUAAGAAAACGAUAAUUUAAAGGAAGCAAUUUCCGAAAGCUAACAAAAAAUAUCUGAAGAAAACGAAAGUAUAAAAAGGACUAAAAAACACGACGAAAAAAUCGAAAUUUUACAAGAAUAAAUGAGACAAUAUGAACUUGAAAAUUAAGAUUUAUAAAAUCUGAAUAAUUUACACAAAAAAACAAUUCGUGAUUUAGAAUAAUUAAACUAUUAAAUUUAACAAAAAAAUGAAUAAUAUUAAAACUAAUUGUAAUUUUCAGAAUAAAAUAGACUAGAAAAAUAAAGAAUUUUAAUUUUCUAAUAACAAAUUGAAAUUACUUGUAAACGAAUAUGAGUUAAAAUUGAAAUAAUUGUAAAAUUAAUUUAAUGAAUAAAGCUUGGAAAUGUAAUAAUUGAAAAACUAAAGAUUUUAAAGUAAUCAUGAAGUAGAAAUUGAUGUUUAAAAUUAAAUUAGAACACUUGAAUAAUAAAUAAAUGAACUUUAAUAAAAUAAUAAUUCGAUUUUAGUUUAAAAUAGUAAAUUACAUGAAAAUUUGAACGAUUUUGAAUAAAAAAAUAGGCUUUUAAAUACUUAAAAUGAAGGACUUUUAAGCCAAAAUGAAGGAAUUCUAAAAGAAAAUUCGGAUCUAAAAAAUAAAAUGAGUGAAUAAAAAGAAAACUUAUUUAAUGAAAAUUAAUAAAUUAUUUUAAAUAAUGUUUGUUUAUAAUAAAAUGUGGAUGAUUUGAAA